Knipowitschia caucasica is the source of this 1587-nucleotide messenger RNA. Lineage: Eukaryota; Metazoa; Chordata; Actinopteri; Gobiiformes; Gobiidae. The record is from the annotation of a GenBank genome assembly.
AUGGCUGAAUUUGAUAUUGGGAAACACUGCCAGAUUGAAUCAUGUAAUCUGAAAGACUUUCUUCCUUUUGUCUGUGAAUUCUGCAGUGGGGUUUUCUGUCUUGAGCACAGACACAGGGAUUCCCAUACUUGCAAAGAAGAACCUUUGAAAAGAGAAAUUGCAGCUUCCAAAGGCAGUACAAGUUAUCCAUGCUCAUUUCCAGAAUGUAGCGAAAAAGAGUUGUUGCCGGUUAUAUGCCCACAGUGCCAAAAACAUUUCUGUUUGAAGCAUCGGCAUCAAAGUGAUCAUCAGUGUGAAAAGUUGGAGGUUGCUCAACCACGAAUGGCAGCCACGAAAGAGCUGGUACAAAAAAUUGUUGAGUCAAAGGAAGGACAGAAACCUAAAGGACGUAGAGGAGCAAAGAACAGUGAGACUGCAGCUAAAGUAGCUUUAAUGAAAUUAAAACAACAGGCUGUUGGAGAUAAAGGCCUUCCACAGACGGAGAGAACCUACUUUCAGGUAUACCUUCCAAAAGAAUCAAAAGAUUCUUGCAAACCCAUGUUCUUCUGCUCUAAAUGGAGUGUAGGCAAAGUGGUUGACUAUGCAUCCUCUCUCGCAAGCCUAAAAAACAACAAUAAUGUUCUGUCAGCAAAGAAACUGCGCCUUUGCCACCCCUCGACUGGAGAAGCUUUCCAGAUGGAGGAUACUAUUCAAUCCUUACUGGCUCUUCCAGAAACACCUCUUUACAAUGGGGGGAAUUUAAUUUUAGAAUAUUUAGAAAAUGACCAUACCAGUCUGACUGAUGAACAUUCACUAUUACUGUUUAUCAUUUUUGGCGGCGCAUCUUCGACAUUGCAGCUGAAACAGGUCAAAAUGAAGCUUUUGGAAAACUCCAGCUUUGAGGCCCUGAGCUCCCGGCUAUGUGUGGAGACAGGAGAGUCUCACAUUCUUGGCAGGAUUGAGAGCUAUUCCUGCAAAAUGGCCGGGGAUGAUAAGCACAUGUUCAAGCAGUUCUGCCAGGAGGGAGAGCCCCAUGUCCUUGAGGCCCUAUCUCCCCCCCAGUCCACCAGCACCAUCAGUCCAAACCAACUGGCCAAGAGCAGUGAGGAUGGGGACAACCCGCUGAGUGACAAGUGUUGCAGGAAGACCAUAUUCUACCUCAUCACCACGCUCAACGAGUCCUUCAGACCGGACUACGACUUCAGUGCGGCGCGGGCCCACGAGUUCAGCAGAGAGCCGAGUCUCAACUGGGUGGUGAACGCAGUAAACGGCAGCUUGUUCUCCGCUGUGGGAGAGGAGUUCAACUCGCUUGGACCGGAGCUCUGGAACUCCAUAGAUCAAGAGAUCAACCUGCAGAGCUGUGACAUUUACAGCUACAACCCUGAUUUGGACUCUGACCCUUUUGGUGAAGAGGGAAGUCUCUGGUCCUUCAACUACUUUUUCUACAACAAAAAACUGAAGAGGAUUGUGUUCUUCACCUGCCGCUCUGUGAGUGUUCUGAGCGGCUAUGGCCUUGGAUCUAUGGACAAUGAGCUGGACAUGGAGCUUGAUGAGGAGGAGAUGGGCGGCUUCACUGAGGACAGGUUCCCCAGACCCCUGUGCGUGUAG